Messenger RNA from Morone saxatilis (striped sea-bass), 4153 nucleotides. It is a transcript of the gene usp6nl, whose product is annotated as USP6 N-terminal like. Lineage: Eukaryota; Metazoa; Chordata; Actinopteri; Moronidae. The record is from RefSeq and is a predicted model, not a curated record.
GUCUGUACUGUAGCUACAGUAACAAACAGUGGCAUUGUGAACUCAGAGUCUCUGAUCUCACUUCUCUCUGCCUCCCGCUCAUAUUUCCUCUCAGUCAGUUGUUGUGGGGCAGUGCGUAGUGACAGCGAUGGGAUGAGGUAGUUCAGGUUGUCUCUUGGUGUGUUGGACCUGGUUGAACUGUGACUGAUGCGGACUAAGGCCCUGGCUCGCUCGGAGGACCCCGCGGAUGGCUUGAAAAGAGCGUCUGAUACCGAGCAGGAUGCGGCGGUGAAACUUAACCAGGAGCGGGCUGAGAUAGUCGCCAAAUAUGACAAGGGAAAAGAGGCCACCGUGGAGCCCUGGGAGGACACCAACUUCCACCUUUACAAAGUCAUCGACCGCUUUGGCUUUGUCCAUGAGAAUGAACUUCCAUCCUACGACUCAGUGGAGGCGAAGCAAAAACACAUGGAGGUGGAGAGGACCACCAAGUGGCUGAAGAUGAUGAAGAGCUGGGACAAAUACAAGAACAGUGAGAAGCUGGUCAGGAGGAUCUAUAAGGGAAUCCCUCUGCAGCUCCGAGGGGAGGUGUGGUGUCUGCUGCUCGACGUUCCCAAAAUAAAGGAGGAGAAGAAAGACUUCUAUGAGAAAUUAAAGGCCAGGGCCAGAGGACUCUCCCCCGACAUCCGCCAGAUUGACUUGGAUGUAAACCGCACCUACAGGGACCACAUCAUGUUCAUGCAUCGAUACGAUGUCAAGCAGCAGGCUCUCUUCCACGUCCUCACAGCCUACUCCAUGUACAACACGGAGGUGGGCUACUGCCAGGGCAUGAGUCAGAUCACAGCUCUGCUGCUGAUCUACAUGAAUGAAGAGGACGCCUUCUGGGCUCUGGUCAAACUACUGUCUGGGCAGAAGCAUGCCAUGCAUGGGUUCUUUGUCCCCGGCUUCCCGAAGCUGAUGCGUUUCCAGGAGCACCACGACCGUAUCCUCAAGAAGAUGAUGCCCAAACUGAAACAACACCUGGAUACCCAAGAGGUGUUUACAAGUCUCUACACCAUGAAGUGGUUCUUCCAGUGCUUCCUGGACAGAACUCCCUUCACACUCACCCUCAGAAUCUGGGACAUCUACAUCUUGGAGGGUGAAAGAUUGCUGCCUGCCAUGUCCUACACUAUCCUCAAACUGCACAAGAAGCACCUGAUGAAGUUGUCCAUGGAAGAUCUGGUGGAGUUUCUGCAGGCGACCUUGUCCAAAGAUUUCUACUUCGAGGACGACUUUGUGAUUGAGCAGCUACAGGCGUCCAUGACGGAGCUCAGGAGGGCGAAGCUGGAUCUGCCCGCACCAGGUAAAGAGGAAGAGUUUCCCAAGAAGCCUCUCGGGCAGCUUCCUCCUGAGCUGGCGGCAGCGGGGGCCAACCACGUGGCCAACGGUCAAAGCCACGCCGAGCCAGUCGAGCCUCCCAGGGACCCGAGUCCUGUACCGGACCGCCAGCGGGACAGUCACCCCCCCAGCCGGACACGGCGGGACUCGCUUGAGAAACCGAUCCGCCACCACAAGGCUGACAGGAGGGACGGCCGCUCCAGGGGAUCGGGGGAGAUCCCCAAUGAGCCGCAAAGGCAGUCCACCUCCACCACGCCUGAGAGGCGAGAAACGCCGCCCUCAGCCGCCACCCCUACAUCACAGCUCAGCACAGUGGAAAGAAGGAAGCAUCAGAGCCACGCCACCGCCAACCACAACUCCAACGCAGCCUCCAGCUCUCACAGGGACAUCACUCCCCGCUGGUUCAAACCCUCCGAGACAAAGCUGGAAGCAGCCAAAGCGGCGGCGGCCCGAGAGGUCCACCUGAGCCGAGGGCCAUCGCCGGGCCCUUCCAGCCCAGAGGACAGUGCUCUGCCCCACCGCCGGCCCCGCUCCAAGGGUUUUAUCCCCGGCACUGACCGAGGCUCCAACGCCUCCCAGUACGAUAACGUACCGGGGAUGCCGGAGCAGAAUUUUGAGAUCCUUGAGCUUGAGAGACCUCCGUCCAGAAUGAGGACCCCUCGCAGCGAGACACCCUUCAGUGCAUCAUCCCUCCAUCAGGGCAGCCCCAGCCGCGGACCCAGUCUGGCCGGGAGCGUCGUCUCUGUCGCGUCAGGCCCCAGGAUGGCCAAACACACUCUUCCUCCUCCAUUUUCUCACAACAGUCCAGCAGGAAUCCAGGCCAGCUACCCUGGCAGCCAGAGCCAGUACCACACCCCCCCGCAGCAGCACUCCCCAGGCAGACCAACGACCGAAGUCCCCAUCUUCCAUCCCGCCUACAGCGUGAGCCUGGACCACAGAGGGGAGGACAGACUGUAUCCGCCCUCCCGAUUUACCCCGCCCUCCACUGUGGCGUACGGGGAACGAGCGUACGCCACCACGCAGCGGCAGACGAACAACCUUUCCCCAGAGAAAGCUCUCAUGAACAACUCCUACACCACCUACCGCAGGCAGCCGCCCCCUAACUCCUCCCAAAACCCCCGUAACGCCAGGCCUCCCCCGGAGCACUCCCUGCAGCUGGAAACCCAGGGGCGCUCCACCCCCAUCUACCUGCAACAGCUCACCUCCACCGCCCAGGUCUACGCCCCAAUGGACUACAGGUUUGAGGGCCACAGGAGAGGCGAAGCGAACCCGCACUACCUGCCAGAGGUUGGGCCUCGGCGGCCCGUAGACGGGCUCCAGUGGGCGCCAGAGGACGAGCUGCCCCCUCAAUCCCCAGGUGGGAUGCCCCGCUCACCCAGCUUCCAGCGAGCCCAAAUGUCUCCCGUUCAGGAGUUCACUUUUCCACCCAACCCAGACAGCCUGCUUCACUACAGGACACAGUUCCAGGAGCAGCAGCCUGUCAUAAGGCAACAGCUCCCCCAGCUGUUUGGAGGACCACACUACAGGCACGCACAGGAGGCGUUUGCCAUGCAGGAGUCCAUGCUGCUGUGAUGGGAAGAGGGAGAAAAUGGCGAGACACUGUAAAAAUAAAACAAAACAAACUGAGGUGUAGUCACUGACACUGUGGUAAAGACGAGCAGUUAGUCCUAGCUUUGUUAGGAACCUGGUUUUGUUUCUGCUCUGAUGUUCUUUAUGUGUGAAGUACUGACCUUCUGACUGUCACGCUGCAUCGUAACGUUGCAGGACGCACCAGCCUCUGACGUUUUUACUGAUCACUUUAACAAGAGAAAGAAAAAAAACAAACAAACUGACUGAAGAUUUUAUUUUAUUUUUGGAUGUAAAUCAUUAACGAGAGGUGACAGUAUAUAUCUUUUAGAGUCGGAUAUGUACAGUGGAUUUUUUUGUUAAUAUGAGCUGAGUUGUUAUCAGUAGCAGGGGAAUGUUCUCCCCUGAGAGCAAAAACUCUGAUUUAUUUUCCCAUCUUUAUUUUUUUAUAUGUUACUUGCAGAUAUUUACAUUAGAGAUGGAUUUACUCUAUAAAUGCUUGUGAAUGUUAUUUUUCCAAAAGGAGAAGAAAUAAUACGAUGUCCAAUGAUAAAAUUAGAAGCGCAGUACUGUACGUUUUUUGAUUUUCCAUUUCAAUAUUGAAAGAAAGAGCAGGAUUUCUUGUUUACUUUGUAGUUUUUAACUUUCCAGUGAUGAUAUUCCUUCCAGAUUAACUGGUGUGCAAUUCAUUUCUCUUAAAAACGUGAAGUACAGUGAGUAUUUACACAUAUUUGAGGCCAGUGUAAUUAUUGGUUAAAUCCCAACCCUAAUUAGAGACUCAAGAAAUCAAGCUAAUUUGUGAGGGCUAAUAAUAAUAAUAUAUAUGUUUUAUUUGUUCUGAUUUGCUAUGUAACCAUUAGGUAACAUGUUUUUUUUUAAUUGCUGUACUGUCGUUACCACAUCUUGAGCAAACGCUGCCAGAGAUGUGGUGUGAACUAGUUUCCGCACAAGUUUUUGCUUUUACUUCAUUACGUCUUAUUAUUCUCAACACUGUCAUAUCAACUACUGUUUGCACUUCCACUGGCAUACACACACACACACUUAUACAUGUCAACAUUUAAAAUCAGUCACAUUCCCUGUUAUUAUUCCUCAUACUCUGGUUUUGAAGCAGUUGCUCUCCAACAGUAUUGCCGUACUGUUUCAUUACAUUCCCUAAGUUAUCUUUGUUUUUUGUUAAACAACUAAUUGCAGACCGUUCUGAUACUUUGCUUAAUAAAAUGAGGUGGGGUGAAAA